ACCUUGCGUUGAAUUUCGAUCAGCAAUUUGACGUCACUUCUCGCAGACGAAGCCAUUUUGGAAAAGCCGACCCAUUUCACACAUCAUAACAAGCGGAAUCUAUAACUUUUCUUCAAAGAUAGGCAGAACCUGCUGUAAUAAUUGACAUUCUAUCAUGAGUACCUUGACUCAAAGAGGUAGUACUUUAAUUCAAAGACACACAGGUGGAGGAUCUAAAGGAGCAGAAGGGGGAAAAUCAAGUAAUGAAGCGGACGAAGAUCCGUUUCGUGAAGAAGAAGAUGACUGCGAAUCAAAAGAAACGAGAUUAACAUUGAUGGAAGAAGUUUUAUUAUUGGGUCUGAAAGACAGAGAGGGCUACACAUCAUUCUGGAAUGACUGUAUAUCAUCAGGGCUAAGAGGUUGUAUGCUAAUAGAACUUGCAUUGCGAGGAAGGAUAGAACUAGAAAAGACCGGAAUGAGGAGGCGGAGCUUACUCAAUAGGAAAGUUAUACUACUCAACGAUGCCCAAACUGGUGAUGUCCUCCUAGAUGAGGCUCUCAAACUAAUAAAAGAAACAGAUCCUCCAGAGACAGUUCCAACCUGGAUAGAACUGCUAAGUGGUGAAACAUGGAAUCCAAUGAAACUACGCUACCAGCUCCGGAACGUUCGAGAACGACUUGCAAAGAAUCUAGUAGACAAAGGUGUACUGACCACAGAGAAACAAAACUUUGUUCUCUUUGACAUGACCACACAUCCUGUAACAGACAGCGCAAUCAAGCAACGCAUCAUUAAGAAGGUCCAAGAGUCUGUGCUGAACCGGUGGCCUAACGACCCUGCUAGGUUUGAACGGCGAAUGCUUUCCUUACUAUACCUUGCUCAUUCUUCAGAUGUCCUGGAAAAUGCUUUCGCUCCAUUAUCAGAUGAGGAAUAUGAGGUGGCCACGGGGAGAGUGAGGACCUUACUGGAAACUGACCCGGAAGCACAGUGUCAGAAGCCGAAUAGUAAUGACCUAAUGUGGGCCGUCAUAGCGGCUUUCAUUAAGUGAUUCCUCUUCUGAGGUGCCUUCACCAUGAACUACUUGUAUUAGCUGAAGUGAAAGACCUACUUCCCGUAACACAAUUCAAACUGAAAGUCUAUAUUCAUUGUCUCAGCCUUCCUUGAUAGAAGCCCUCUAUGAGCUGGAAGCAAUGGAUCCCUUUGUCAUUGACAUACACCUCUCGCGAAGCAGACAUGGACACAGACAUGGACAUCAUCAUGUUUUGGGGCGAAAAGGCAAAGCUGAAGUGACAAAGCUUCUACUGCCUGUAACACCAUCAAACAAACAUGGCUACCUUCAAACUGAAAGUCUCUCAACCUUUAUUGAUCAAUGCCCUUUAAGAGCUUUUGGGGAUGGAUCUCUUUGCCAUUCACACAUAAGUAGACAGGGGCACCUCCAUAUGAUUAUGCUGCUUUGGGGGAAAAAUUUUGUAUCCUGAUACUGUAAUCUUAUCUUUAUUUAUACUUUUUUUUUAGUGAAUGCAUGCAUUCCAGGAAAAUCUCAGCUCUGCAUUUACUCCUCAUCCAUUGGAGAGCUGUGUAUUAGUGAUGUCCAAACAACUUCCAUUCUUUGGUCAGGUGUCCUCUUGGGAGCAAAGUUUUGUCUGCAAAAUGUUCACAUAGGAUUCCUGUUGAGAUUAAAUGUUGCAUGGGAAUCAAAUCAAAAUUAUAGAAUCAAAUUCUAAACCUUACUAUUAGAGAGAGUGGGGGGGGGGGCAAACCUUGGCGCAUUUUGAAAAAUGAAAUAAUGAACAUUUUCUGACUGAAAAAAUAACCCUUUCUUGGAAUUUCAGCAGGGUAAGUCGGCUAGUCGCGCAUUGUUCUUCAAAGGAUCCUGAAAAUGGUAUGCAUGCAUCCAAAUUGAUGCACUUGUACCAAUUUAUGAUUUUUUUAGAAAUGAAUAAUGAUACCUUGUAAAUUAAAAAUAAACCUGAGAAGCUCUAAUUCUGGCAUCGUAUAAAUCACCAGUAAAAUGUAAAUCAAUAAAAGAAGAAGAUAAAACCAUUGAAUAUGAGACUUGAAUGACCCCAAAGUCAGAAAUCUGUUCUGUGCAUGACCUAUUCUGUGUCAGUUUGUGUUUAAUAAGUACAAUGCACACCCAACGAGGCAUGGUAGUGCUCAAGCUUUUUUUAUUCGCAAUAUGUUUUUGCUUUUUGUAGAAGUUUUGAGUUCUACAAAAAUAUAUAUUUUAUUUUGCCUUAUGUUGUGGAUACUCUUCGAACGAGCAAAAAUGAUUUUGUGAUGUAUACAGUAUAGUCAUGAAAUGUGUGACAGUUAACCCUUUGGACACUGAAUGAUUUCGUAUAACACAUGUUUUCCAUAGACUCCAGUCCACAUUCAUGCAGGCGUAGUCUCCAUUGGGUUAACGUGGAAAGGAAUUUAUCAGUUAGUGUGAAGAAGACCAGAUUUCUGUACAUACAAUAUUUUAUUCCAAUUCUUCUGAAAACAAUAUAGUAUGUAUUUGAUGAAGGAUUGGAGAUGAAUGUUAGAAUAUUGCUUUCUUGUGUUGUACAACAUAAUAGUAACAUAGUUUUAACAAUUAUAUGAUUUUUUUCAUUUUGUAUGAAUUCAUUUUCCGUGGAAUAGAUAAAAGGGGAGUUAAGAGCUGUGUAUUUGUAUUUCUCACUUGUUUGUUUGACAUUUAUGUGAUAUAUUUUGAAUAUAUAUGUUUUAGGUCAGAUUUAUUUUUACAAUUGCAUCAUGUAGAGUGCUUAGAAUAAUCCCUCAGCAUUAUUUUUGCUCUUUUUAUUUUGGUUAUUUUUCAAGCUUCUUUAUUGUUCAUUUUCUGUUGGAAUCAGUUUCUUUUGUAAUUAAUGUCUUAAAAGAAAAAUGUUCCUCCUAAGAAUAAGAUUGUGCUCUCUGGGAUAAUAAAAGAAAUGCCAGUAUGGCUAUUAAGGGUUGACUCCUCCUCUAGGUGUGCAUAAAUAUUGUUUCCAAUGUAUAAGAUGUGCACAUUGAUAUGUCGUCCCCCGAAAUAUCUGCAAAUGAAGAAACCGUAUCUUGAUGCCACGUGUCGUAAUGUUUCAGUCUCCAUGCAACCCACGUGACUUUUUAAUAGACACAUCAUACAUGAGUAGUGGGUUCAUAGAUAUUCAAUGAGCAUGUAGGCAGAAGCAAUUGAUAUCAACCUACUGGUAUGUACAUGUACAUGCAGGUAGUGCUUUGAGUAUUGUAAAUUAGUUGUCAAAAAGUUGAGUUGACAAAUGCUUUGGGAGUCAUUUCCAUCAAGGGUUACAUGUAGGAUAUGGUUCAGAAUUUGGGAUGGUUUUGGGGAUUAGAUAUGAUUUCAGUGGUCAGUACAAGAUAUAAGGCAGGAUAUAGGCAUUAGUCAAGUUUAUCAGUCGAGUGUCUUCCAUUACUUAUUACUCCCAUCAAGUUCUUGUAAAGUGCUAUGUUCCUGGAUCUGGAUUCAAUCUAUGCCGGUUUUACAAAUGCAACAUGUAAAUGUGAUUGAAAUCUCUCCCAUAUACUUCUACAUUCACACCAAUGGUAUGCCAUUGGAAAUAAUGUAAUAACUUUGGUCGGUUUCGCUGGUGUCACUGUGUCAUUUUUAUUUCGCAUCAAAGCAACAUGUAUUCCUUGGAGCUUUGGUUGCUCAAUCACUAACAGUCCAAUCCCCCCCAUGGCCGUACGCAGACAUUUUUUGUUGAAAGCGAGGGAGCAAACCGAGCUUGUCAUUGUGGUGUUUUUGCAUUUUGUCAAGUGAAAUGAAGGAUUUGGUGCAUACUUAUGGUGAAUUUUGUGAUUCAAUUCAAUUCAGUUCAAUUUUCAGUAAAAAAAAUGUAAGUUUUCAAAAUUUCUGGGGGGGAUGCAACUGCUCUCCUGCCCCACCCCUGCUGCGUAUGGCCAUCCCCCCACGGCAAUAUGCCCUAUUUUGUUUUGCUGCCAAACAACUUGUUUGAGAUACUCCCUACUUUAACAAAAGGAAACAAAACAAGUGCAAUUUCCUGUGAAAGAGCAAAAUAUCUCUUGUCAUUUGCAGAGAUACCAAUGCAUUAGCAUGACCAGCCCUAUUUCAUUGCAGGAUAAGGGUUUUUCUAUGAAAUUUGGCAUGGAAGAAGAAAUUUAUUUGUAAAAUACGAACAAAUCAAAACUCAAUUAUUUAUCACUUAUUUCCUUUUGUCAAAGAAGUCUGUAAUAUUGUUUACUCUUGUUUUUUUGUUGCGUGAAUGCUACAAGUCUUGGUUGUGUUUUUUUUUCCUUCUCAAAUAUAUGUUGGACCAACAGAAAUACUUUGUGACUGCUUACACUGCUUUUGUUACUAUUGGGCAAUUCCAUAAAAUAUGUACGUCCUACCCCCUAUAUGUGGGACGUUCAUUAAAUUCUCUGUCUCUGAUUUCUUGUUCUUUUGACAGUCUGUAAUGCUCUCAAAUGACCAUGACUUGGUCAGUUUAUGAGUACAAAGAGGUUGAUUAUUUAAUGGAAUUGCCACAUUGUAACAUGCUGUAAAUUGGUUGUAAGGACCUUCAGUUGGUAUACAUGUACUUAACCUCAGAGACCCUGUAGUUUUGUACUUUUUGGCGAUGGUGAUGAAAGAAAUCUUAUUAUUGACAUUGAUAUAUUGCAAUUGAUGAUCACUAUUGUGAGCAAUUCCGAAUGGAACUAAAAUUGUAAUUGGAAUGAAUAUGGAAAAUUAACAUUGUAAUUGGAAAUUGAAUAUUAUAUUUUGUAAUACAUUGCCCCCCCCCCCCCAUCAAGAUACAUCAGGGCCCCAUUUCAAAAAGACUUAAAAAGCACAAUUUCCAUGACAAGAUUAAUGUCAGCAAAUCAAAUUGAUUUUUUUUCAGUUGCUUUAAACUGUUAUUGAAAAUUUGUUACCCUAACAGGUUUUAUUAAAUAGGGCCCCAGGAUAACAAGUGAUCACAUUUGCCCCCCCAUCCCUUGCUACCGAACAAAAAGUUAUAAUUGUUGCUACUUAUAGGUGGUACGUAUUGUAGGCUUCUACUUCAAUGUAGAAUCCAUCAAUGCGUCCUGCUCCCGGUCUUACAAAGAGUUAUGAUCCACUGGCGGAUCCAGGGGGGGGGGGGGGACACAUCUAGCCUGUGCCCUCCAUUUAGAGCCAUAAUAAAAGAUUUUGAUGUAAAAAUGCAGACCCCACAAGUUUUCCGUCUCAUAUGACCUGUGUUCGAGAUUGUUCCGUAGGCUACUUUGUAGUUUUUGAGGCAAAGUUCUUAAUAAUUGCUUGAGCCCUUUUCUAUCUGAGGAAACGAGUGGUUGGUAAUGGGAUUCAUGGAAAUGUGACUCUCUAAUUUUCUUCUGUAAUAUUAAAUGUUAAAAAAAUUGGUAUAUACUUAUGGCACAUUGAAGUAUGAAAUAUGUAUGAACAUUCAAAUUCUAAAUUGUCUGUUCCGAUCAUGUCUAGUUUGAAACUUCAACAAGGCUGUCAAUUUGAUGGUAACUUGAUUUUUGUUCAAUUUGCCUGAAAAAGAUAUAUAGAGUUAUACAAAUUAUGAAACUGAAUGGUCUGAUCUUGAUAUGCAUGUCCCUAUGACAAAAUGUGAAGGGCCUGCAAGCAAUAUAAACUCCUCAAAAAAAGUUUGGAAAUCUGACUUUGAUCGAUAAUCCCUCCUUGGUUUUAGUAAAUAUCAAUGUGUGAUUAAUAUCAAUGAAUAGAUCAUUUAAUUUUCUUUAAAAUGAUACCCUACAUGAUAUGAUUAUGGUUCACAUGGAGGCGCAGUGCCUUGAAAUGUGGGGCAAGGUCAAAAUUCAAAAGUUGCAAAAUGACACAAUAUUGAAAGUCACUGUUCUUUUUUCCGCAGUGAUGAGUGAGUUUCUCAGCGGUUUCUUUUGACUUUGAUCGAUAAUCCCUCCUCAGCUUUAGUAAAUAUCAAUAUGUAAUUAAUGUCAAUGAAUAGAUCAUUUAAUUUUCUUUAAAAUGAUACCCUUCAUGAUAUGAUUAUGGUUCACAUGGAGGUGCAGUGCCUUGAAAUGUGGGGCAAGGUCAAAAUUCAAAAGUUGCAAAAUGAAAGUCACUGUUCCUUUUUUUCCGUGGUGAUGAGUGAGUUUCUCAGCGGUUUCCUUUAAUUGUUUUCAUGCACCAAUCAAACACACAUCUGCACAAGCAAACACAUAAGAAACAAACAAACAUGCAUGGGUAUUUCAAACCACAACUCAAACCAUGUUUUCUCACAGAACCAUCACUACAUAAACCACAACAAAACAUGAAUAAAGAAGGAGGGGCUUGAUUUGAAUGGAUUUUCAUCUCUAUUGACACAGACAAAAGAAUCAUGUUCUGUAUUGACCCUUCAUGACUAUUUCUGCUCGUUUUGCAGCUUUUCAAUUCAGACCUUAUCCAACACUUUUGAAUCCUGCUCUUUUCGUGAUGGCAUGAUCAUAACAAGCAUGGUAUCAUUUUAAAGAGAAUUAAAUGAUCUUUUGAAUGGUAUCAAAUAUGCAAUGUGUAAAAUUAGGAGUUGGGAGAAAUUAAUGGCCGAACUCAGAUUUCCAAACUUGUUUUUGCUUGUUUUGCAGCUUUUCAAUUCAGACCUCAUCCAACACUUUUGAAUCUUGCUCUUUUCGUGAUGGCAUGAUCAUAACGAUCAUAGUAUCAUUUUAAGAGAAUUAAAUUAUCUUUUAAAUGAUGUCAAAUAUGCAUUGUGUAAAAUUGGAAGUUGGGAGAAAUUAAUGGCCAAACUCAGAUUUCCAAACUUUUUUUGAGGGGUUUAGAUACAGUUGUGCUCGGAAUUUAGUGAACCCCACCAGAAAAUGAACAUAUUAAAAGUGUUCAAGUUCUGCCAUGUUUUAGAUAUUUAAUUGUGAAGUCAGGUGAUAAACUAUUGCAUUCAAUAGAGUUUGUUUCUCUAAUCUCGCCAAACAUUGUAUUGUCUACAUUCAACUCUCAGCAUGAAGGAGUGCAUUUUGUGGUGGGGUUCACGAGCUUUUGAGCACAACUGUAUAUCGCAACAAUAAGUUUAGGCUACUUGAAUAUUGAUGAAUGAAAUCUUGAUUUGUAUAUGACUGUAUAGAAGAAGGAAGUAUAUAUAUAGAUACUUAUCCUAGGUUUGCUUUUAUUUUAAGAUUUACUUUUAUUUUUAAACAAACUCUGGAAGAAAUAUUUCUGUACAUAGGUCCCUAUUUAUUUUGUUUUUAGAUUAUGGUUUUGUCAUCCAUCAUUUAUCUGUGCCUAAUUCAGUGAUGAAUAAUGUUCAAUUUUGAUGCCUCCUACGUUUUAAAGCAGUAAUGGCCUGUGUAUUUAUUUGUACAUCUGUUGACAAAGCAUUUUUCUACCUUAAAUGUAAACAAACUUCAAGUAGCUUGUUCGUGUGAUGGAGGAAAGAUUUAAUUUUUCCAUUAGAGCAGCUUUUAAAUUCUGUUAUUACAUAAAAUCAUAUCCAGUAAUUGAAUUAUGAUUUUGACAUCAAGAGCUGAAUUGUCGAAAAUGUAUUUGUUAUAGAAACGUUGGUAUUUCUACAUCUCCCUUUGGUCGAUAAAGAAAUGAUAAUCUUGUUACGACAAGAAUGGAUGGUCUUUAUUGAAAUGUGGAGGUGAGAAGUAGUUAUUUUGAGGGGCAUUGUUCAGAUGUAUUAUGGUUUUAACUUUUUUUUUCUUUUUUUAACUGGCCAUCCUUUUUUUCUGUAAAAUGUAAACUGUAAAAUGUUAGGCCAUGGAAUAUUUUGAGAUAAUACAAAUUUCUGUCUACAUUGUACAUCCUAUAAAUAACUCUACAUGUUUUGACCUGCUAAUUGCUGGAUUGCUAUUGUUACUGUCACUUUCUACUCGCACAUCAGGGGCCUGUCUUACAAAGAGUUGCGAUUGAUCCGAUCAAUUGCAACUAUGGAAAGCCAGCAAAGUCAACAUAUAAAAUGCAUGUUUGUUUAAAAAAAAUUCUAGAUAUGAAUUUAUAUCCAUAAAUUCAUUGAUUUAUUGACAAUUUGGUGUGAACCUCCUUUGUUUACAAAGGACAUUUUGCAAAUUUCCUGUAGAAAAAAUUAUGACACUGAUGGAUUUCCAUAGAGUUACGAUUGAUUGGAUCAAUUGUAACUCUUUGUAAGACGGGGCCAAGGGGUAUACAUAUUCCAACAAAAUGGCGGUCUUCUAGUUGAAUUCAUAGCAAGUUUAUAAUCCUGCAUUCUAAUCACACCCGGGUCCCAGUAACACAAAACGUAGUAAUUGGUUUGUACAGUGGAUUGCACGUAAUGAUCAAUGUAAUAAGCUUAAAAACCAACACUACGAUCAGGGUUUGUGUAACAGGGCCCAUUGGAGCAUCUGUUAGAAGCUACUGAAAUCCUUGUAUCUAAUUGGCUGAGACUAAUUGUGUCCGCAAAAAGCACAGACGACAUGUUCCAUGAAUCACUUCCCAGAUAGAGUUUGAACAUGACCAGGGCCCCGUCUUACAAAGAGUUACGAUUGAUCCAAUUAAUCGCAACUAUGGAUGGCCAGCAACGUCAACAUGUAUUAUUACUGUUCAAAAUAUUUUCAAACUAUGAUGUAUAUUCAUGCAUUCAUUGUUACUUGAAAAAUCACUGUGCUUUUCUUUGUUUACAAAGGACAUUGUGCAAAUUUUCUAUAGAAAAAAUUAUGACACUGAUGGAUUUCCAUAGAGCUACGAUUGAUUGGAUCAAUCGUAACUCUUUGUAAGAUGGGGCCCAGGGUCCCAUAACCAAGCGUAGUGAGUGAACAUGGUACUGAUUUCUAUGAUUGAUUGAAUCAAUUAUUGUGUAUGAUCAAUCGUAAAAAUUAGCCUCACAAUCAACCACUAAGCUUUAUGCUACCGGGUCUAGCUAAUAUUGCUCAAACCCUCAUGCAUCCCACAAUGAGGGUUUGUUUGCACACUCAGUUCAUGUGUGUAUACUUCUGAUCUAACUUAAAUGCCAAUGUAUGUGAACUAUAGAUUGGUUCACAAUCUGUGUAAUGUCUGUAUUUACAUGUCAUAAACUCCAUUGUGAUAGUCCACGUGAGAUGAAAUGGGUGAUUGUAAAAAUCUACUAACGGAUGUUUUCAAUAAAAUAUUUUAAUCUGAAGUAUAUCAACUGCAAA
Messenger RNA from Lytechinus pictus (painted urchin), 8991 nucleotides. RefSeq names its product Golgi phosphoprotein 3-like. Bases 155 to 1024 code for a protein of 289 amino acids. NCBI's taxonomy places the organism in Eukaryota, Metazoa, Echinodermata, Echinoidea, Temnopleuroida, Toxopneustidae. Gene Ontology annotation, biological process: Golgi organization; Golgi to plasma membrane protein transport; Golgi vesicle budding. The record is from RefSeq and is a predicted model, not a curated record. The transcript has 4 exons. Gene Ontology annotation, cellular component: Golgi cisterna; trans-Golgi network; cytosol. Gene Ontology annotation, molecular function: phosphatidylinositol-4-phosphate binding.